UCUCUGAUCAGUUGAGUGGACCACCAAUCCGGCGAAGAUUGGGCGACCAUGCUGAACGGAAAAUUCUACACGGGCCUGCCGCCCAAAAUGGUGGAGCGCCAGGCGGUGAAGGUGUGCAAUCGCCAGGAGUCGCACUUCUUCUGGCCAGACGAUUCCCGAGCGGAUUCCGCGGUGGAGACCCGAGCAAAGAGGAGAAACAGCCAGCAGCUGGAGAAGCCAGUGGAAAGGAUUACUUCCAAUCAGAAUGCAUCCGACGAAGUGGACACACGGCGAAUGUUCCACAAGGAGUUUGCCAGUUCUUCCAUACAGUUCUAUGAUAAUCUGCAGUCUAAUCCUGGAAACAAACCUUCAUUGGCAAGGGGUCUACGCAGGGAAAUAACCCCAAAACUAACCGAAGUGAGACCCCAGGAAUCGGAUAACAAAGCCGAGGACACCAGCAGCCGUCGCAAGCAGGCUUACAGCUCCAAGAUCCAGUUCUACGAUUACGUAAACGAAGCAGAUAACGCUACUCAAAAUAACGCCAGGAGACCUCAAAUGGACUUCAAUGACAAGCGCGAAGUGGAACUGAAUUCCAAGAACAGUCCCAAGCUGCAGGUCAAAAGAAAUGUGCGCAGUUUCAGCGUGGAACUAGAGCCCAAGGUCACCAAGAAACCCCUGAACGACAGCCCCGAGUGGCGGCGACCACGCCCACUGCCGCUGCCCAAAAGGAUACUGAAGCAAACGUCCCAGGAUCAGGAUCCCUACGACCACGUGGAAAGUCGAGUCCGAAGAUUGCAACUAACCCGAAGUCCCGGCCUGCCCAAAAAGCAUGUGACCUACAACGAGGAGGCUGCCGAGUACGCCUACUACGACGAUCGGGUGGAUCGGGAAGAUCGCGAGGAGCCCGCCUACGAGACUCGUCCACGUCAGCAGCCAAAUAUGCCGACAGGAAGUCGCCAGCAGCAGCAACAUCAACGCUCUUUUAUGGAAACUAGUCGGAGCAAGCCAUUAAAUAAUAAUAAUAAUUAUCAGGCCAGUGGUAGUGGUAGGAAAAUCUUGCCAAAAAUGCCACAGAUCCAAUCCGUAGUGGGUAACGCACACACUACCGACGAGGAUCCCCCCGUGCCCUCUGACCCACGCAAACACCUGCGCAGCAGUCUCUGCUUCAGCGGCGACGCUUUGAUGGUGGGCGGUACGGCGUCGCAGUCGCCGCCCACUGCGCAGGCGCGGCGCAGCUCGGCGGGGCAGAGAGUGAGCGUGGGUCUGCCGGACUGAGAGCUCCAGUUCGCGUGUUUAGUGAUUAGUGCAGCUACACAGCGAGAAAUGCUGUCGAUUGCGAAAUCAAAAACAAAUAACUGAAGCGAUUGGGUCAGUAGAAUAAUGUAGCCAUCGUACAUGAAUAUCUGUUUGAAAUAGUAUUAUAAAUAUUUCUCUGUGUGGUAAGAAGACAGCAACAAUCUGCAUUGCAAAUUGAAAGCCAACUGCGACUGCAACAGAAGCAGCAACAACAUCUGCAGCACAACAGCCACAUCAGCAGCAACGUUGAUGCGACAGCAGCUGCUUUUCUAGGCACGGCAGCAGCUCAAACUUUUAUUUAGUUUUUACUUUUACGAUCACAAUCUUUGAAUUCACCCACAUGCGAAUGAAUGAGUCGGCUUUUUUGUUGUUUUCGAGCGGUUGAAUAUACAUAAACAAACCUUGAUCUUGACUAAUUUGUGAGCGAUGCUGUUGUUGUGCACCACGAUCAUGUAUUAAUUUAGCUUUUAAAGCCAACGCAGAAUAAUCUAUAAUUAUAAUAAUAGAGAUAUGCUAAUAAACUGAUACGUAUAUAACCAAAUAAGUUUCGAAUCGGGAAACAUUCAAUUAAGCCUUAAACCUACUAUAGGCACAGAAAUUAUACAUGGGCACUUGAUCAAUUCGUUUGGUAUUCAGUUUUUAAACCAAUAAAGAAACUUAUG
Messenger RNA from Drosophila mauritiana, 1937 nucleotides. RefSeq lists its product as uncharacterized. The transcript has a single exon. The record is from RefSeq and is a predicted model, not a curated record. NCBI's taxonomy places the organism in Eukaryota, Metazoa, Arthropoda, Insecta, Diptera, Drosophilidae. The coding region runs from base 49 to 1254 and encodes 401 amino acids.